UCAGUCCAAAGCCCCUAGGUUCAAUAAGGGGGAGGGGGAACCAUUCUUCAGACCCGCACUAGCUGCAUUUCAAGCUCUCAACAGCUGCCCGGGUUCCACAUUUACAUCAUGAAGGGGGUGGUAAAUAAAUCUCACAAAGCUGAUACUUCCCGGGCUGGAGGAGGAACAAGAAGCUUGAGUUAAUUGGCUAAUGUUAGGAGCGUGGUGUCAGUGCAAUCACUUUGAUUGGGUGUUUUGUCUUAACGGAACAAAUCAUUAUCAAGGGCGUCAGGGGUGUGGCCAGGCUCGCUGUGAGGUCCCACCCCGAGUUCCGCAGACCCUGACCUUUGGCUAAUUAGACCCGGGGUGAGUCCUGACCUCUCUUCCCUGCAAGACCUAACCCCCUUCCGCUGCGAAGCUACCCAACCCCAAUCGGAACACGACGUGAGAGCCAGUUCCUCAUACCUCACCCCUGCCCGGCCCAGCCAGUCCUGCAUCCCCCAGGUACAAAGGUCUAAAGCCGCCUGUCUGUGCUCGUGAACUGGGCUGGCGGUGGGGGAAGUGCUGGCUGACGUGAGUCUGGGGACAGGGAGCUGGUGUCCCCACAGAAGGAUGGCUCAGGAGGGUAGAAGGCUGCCUGAGGUGCUGGAGCAGGUCGGGGCUUCACACGGCAUCACCCAAAAGCUCCAGUUUAGGACCGCUGGGCUCCCAUUACGACCAGGUAAACCCACCUGGGUCCUCGCUUCCGCGUGCGCAGCCUUGACUUCUCUUUCUGUAAAGUGGAAAGAGCUGGCCUGGCAUCCCUGGCACUGUGAGGAUGGAAGUGAGACCUGGGUGAGAAUCUCCCAGUUCUGCCCCUCCCAGAGAGGACAGGACCCUCCCUCUCUGCUCCUCACAGUGGCCCUGCAACCUCCUGAGAUGGCAAUGAACAUGCAAGGUCUGCCUGGAGGAGCGGCCACUGCACGCUGGAUGUGGCUGCCCAACCUCAUCCUGGACUGUCUCACCCAAACCCCUACGCCUAUCCCCACUGCCCUGAUCCUGGAUGUGGCCUGUGAUACCCACGUGGUGGCUGCUAAGCUGCAGGCUCGGGGCUUCCUGAACCUGCAUGGAGUGGAUGGGAGCCCAAGGAUGCUGGAACAAGCCAAGGCUGGCUUCUACCAGCAGCCCAGCCUCUGCACCCUGGGCCAGGAGCCUCUGCCUAGCCCAGAAGGGACCUCUGACACGGUGCUGAUGGUGGGUGCCCUCAGUGACGGCCAGGUGCGGUGCACUGCCAUUCCAGGGCUCCUCCGAGUCACCAACCCAAGUGGCCUAGUGUGUCUGACCACCAGAACCAACCCAUCAAACCUUCCAUGCAAGGAGACCUUGGAGGCCACCCUGGACAGGGUGGAGGGGGAUGGGAAAUGGGAGUGCCUGGUGGCCCAGCCUGUGGACUGCUGGGAACUGGCCACCUCCACUCUCGAGGCGGUGCCUGGCACCUGUGCCGAGAAUGGCUUCAUCUAGGGCAUCAUCUACCUGUACCAGAAGAGGGGGUGA
Messenger RNA from Cavia porcellus (domestic guinea pig), 1512 nucleotides. It is a transcript of the gene Mettl27, whose product is annotated as methyltransferase like 27. Lineage: Eukaryota; Metazoa; Chordata; Mammalia; Rodentia; Caviidae. Gene Ontology annotation, molecular function: S-adenosylmethionine-dependent methyltransferase activity. The record is from RefSeq and is a predicted model, not a curated record.